GUCGAGCUGUCCUUUGAGUUUGGGUCCAGACCAGCAGCGAUGAGCAUGGAGAAGGCCACGGAUCAGCAGCCCGACAGACCGACAUGGAGCAGGCAGAUAGAGUUCACCCUGGCAGGGAUCGGCUGCGCUGUGGGUCUGGGGAACGUUUGGAGGUUCCCUUAUCUCUGCUACAGGAGUGGAGGAGGUGCCUUUCUGGUUCCCUACCUGCUCAUGCUGGUGGUGUUGGGGAUCCCUCUGCUCUACAUGGAGCUGACUGUGGGCCAGUACACCCGGAGAGGCCCGGUUCAUGCUCUGGCCACUGUUUGCCCACUCUUAAAAGGGGUGGGCAUAGCAUCUGUGGCCAUCUCCUUCAUCAUGUGCACCUACUACAACAUCGUCAUCACCUGGGCCCUGUAUUACCUCUUCAGCUCCUUCCAGGCGCCCCUUCCGUGGCAGAGCUGCAACAACACCUGGAACACGCCCAACUGCACGGACCACGCCACCAACAGCAGCCACUCGUCCACAGCCAGCCAGGAGUUCUUCAAGUAUAAAAUGCUGGGCCAGACUGGCGGAGUGGAGGAAACAGGAACCCUGCGGUGGGAGCUUUUCCUCAUCCUCAUCCUGGCUUGGAUUCUCAUAUAUCUGUGCAUCUUUAAAGGAGUGAAGUCAACAGGCAAGGUGGUGUACUUCACUGCUCUGUUCCCAUACGUCAUCCUCAUCGCCCUGCUGAUCAAUAACGUGCAGCUUCCGGGGGCUUCGGACGGGAUAGCUUUCUUCAUCGUGCCCGAAUGGGACAAGCUGCGGUCCGUGGAGGUGUGGGUGAACGCUGCGGCUCAGAUCUUCAACUCCAUCGGGAUUGGCUUUGGCUCGCUGCUGGCCAUGUCCAGCUACAACUCCUUCAACAACAACGUUCUGAAGGACACGCUGUUCAUAUCCAUCACCAACUCCCUAACCAGCAUCCUGGCGGGCUUCGUCAUUUUCUCUGCCUUUGGCUACAUGUCUUAUCUGCAGGGCAUUCCCGUCAGCCAGCUGGCGGUGGACGGUCCAGGACUGGUUUACGUCGUUUAUCCACAAGCCUUCGCCAACAUGCCGGUGUCCCAGCUCUGGGCUGUCCUGUUCUUCUUCAUGCUGCUGUGCCUGGGGCUGGACAGCGAGUUUGCGAUGGUUGAGGUGAUGGUGACCAGUUUUAUGGACGAAUUCCAACAACAGCUGAUCCGAAGUUUCAAAAGGAAGGAACUGUUUGUUCUUGCAGUCUGCGGUGUGGCCCUCCUGUUAGGAAUCCCGUGUGUGAUGCAGGUAGGAAUUUACGUCUUCCAGCUGAUGGACCACUACACCGCCAUCGUCUCCAUCAUGUUCCUUGCAUUUUUUGAGAUCAUAGCCAUUUGUUGGAGUUACGGUGUAAAGAGACUUUCAAGCAACAUGGAAGAGAUGACUGGGCGAAAGCCAAACAUCUUCUUCAGGCUGUGUUGGCUCGUAGUUGAUCCCGUGCUCAUCACCGUCAUUCUGAUUUUCUCCAUCAUCCAGUUCAAACCGGCUCGCUAUGGAGACUACGUCUUCCCCCCCUGGGCUCAGGGCGUUGGCUGGGUCAUUGCUCUGGCCUCCAUUAUCUGGAUUCCUCUGGGUGCAGUCCACACUUUGUGGGUGCUUCCUGGUUCGCUCAUGAAGAAACUGAAGCUAUCGAUCACACCCUACGCCCUGAAAUCCUCUGAAGGUCUUUAUAAGGAAUGGGGAGGAGGGGCAGGAGAACCGGACAUAUCCGUCAUCAGCUCCAGCACCAGCCUACCUGAGAAAAAGUCCGCCGAGACAUACUUCUGAGACAGACAUUUAGUGUUUUGCUCAAAACACUUUGAAAAACUCCAGCCAAUCAGAAACGAAUUGCCAAGUCCUUGAAUCUUACUCAGGAAGUUAAACAGAGGGAUUUUUAUUAAAAUGUAUAUUGUUUUGUUUUUUUUAUCUGCCUUGCAGAUGGGUGAAAAAUAACCGGUUAUUGUCAUUUCAGUUAUUCAAUUUGUGGGCUUCUCUUGCAUUUCACCGGCUUUAUUUAUUGGCGACUCGGAACGAGUGCGCCAUCUUUUGGUCGAACCUGUGCAACACACUGUGUCGGAUCAUUUUUAAAGCGUCGUUUCGGUGUUAGAAAACAGGAUGAUAUGACGGUUUAACAUUUUCCACUUUUUAAUGCCAACUCGAAUGGAUUUUGAGACCUAAAAAUAUAUUGCAUA
This is a messenger RNA of Poeciliopsis prolifica (blackstripe livebearer), 2198 nucleotides long. Its product is annotated as sodium- and chloride-dependent GABA transporter ine. The transcript is spliced from 13 exons. Gene Ontology annotation, cellular component: membrane. The record is from RefSeq and is a predicted model, not a curated record. Lineage: Eukaryota; Metazoa; Chordata; Actinopteri; Cyprinodontiformes; Poeciliidae. Gene Ontology annotation, biological process: sodium ion transmembrane transport. The coding region runs from base 40 to 1794 and encodes 584 amino acids.